Scleropages formosus (Asian bonytongue) is the source of this 1460-nucleotide messenger RNA. It is a transcript of the gene zmat4a, whose product is annotated as zinc finger, matrin-type 4a. The transcript has 7 exons. Gene Ontology annotation, cellular component: nucleus. Bases 24 to 806 code for a protein of 260 amino acids. Gene Ontology annotation, molecular function: nucleic acid binding; zinc ion binding. The record is from RefSeq and is a predicted model, not a curated record. NCBI's taxonomy places the organism in Eukaryota, Metazoa, Chordata, Actinopteri, Osteoglossiformes, Osteoglossidae.
GUUCGGCGGGGACGUGGAAGUCAAUGGAUUAUACAGUUUCCCUGCAAGUGCAACACCAGCUGACGGUCUUCCCAACCCAUUUAUUGCAGGGUUACAGUUUGGAGUUGCAGAUGAAGUCAACGGAUGAGGACCAGGGGCUCUUCACCGACAGCUACUGCAAAGUUUGCAGCGCCCAGCUCAUCUCGGAGUCUCAGAGGGUAGCCCAUUACGAGAGUCGGAAACAUGCAAACAAAGUACGGCUCUAUUACAUGUUGCAUCCGGUGGAUGGAGGGUGCCCUGCCAAGAGACUUCGAACAGACAACGGCAGCGAGGAGGGUGAUGUGGACAAGAACAAGUGUUGCACGCUGUGCAACAUGUCCUUCACCUCUGCAGUGGUGGCACAGUCUCAUUACCAGGGAAAGAUCCACGCCAAGAGGCUAAAGCUGCUGCUGGGGGAGCAGUCUGCCAUUACGACCAAAGAGGUGCUGCCCAGUCCUGUGAAGACGCCGCCGGAGGCAUCACCUGCGACCUCACCAAGGCAACGGAGGGACUCGGACCGUUACUGCCAGCUGUGCAAUGCUUGGUUCAACAAUCCGGGUAUGGCACAACAGCACUACGAUGGCAAGAAGCACAAGAAGAAUGCUGCUCGUGCUGAUCUGCUGGAACAGCUGGGCAAGACACUGGACAUGGGUGAGAUGAAAGGUCUUCGGCGUAGCUACACCUGUGACACCUGCAACGUCACACUCAACUCGGUGGCACAGUACCACGCACACCUGCAGGGCUCCAAGCACCAAAACAACCUAAAGAAUCAGUUGUGCAUCCAGUGAAUCCUAACAAGGAACACACCAUUGGAUUGAUGUCAGAAAAGCUGUGGUUAGCUUGCUGUGCUUUCACUGCUUCUCUCUCUCUUUCUCUAAUCAUUUCUCAAUGUCUCUGUCAUAUGCAGCAUUUUUUUGGGGGGUCCUUCAUUUUAUGACGUUUCACCUGUUGACGUUCCAGAGUAGCCACUAAUGCCAAGGCUGCCAGUCCUUUAGCCUCCAGUCCUCAGUAUGUUCUCGACUCUCUCGGACACUAAGUUCUGCUCCAGGAGAAGAGCAGUGCAGCUUUCUCCAGGUGCUGAAAUCCCAGUAGCAGAAUUGACUUUAUUUUAUUUCAUUUUAUUUUUUAACAUACUAUUUCUGUUUCACUACUGAACCAGACUUGAGCAUGAAAGCAGAAUAAUUUUGUAUAUUUUACGGAUAAACAAUUUCAGUUUAUCCAUUAUUGCGGUAUAGGUCCUAGUCUUCUAGCUCUUGAUAGACACUAACAGUAUCUGAGGAAAUGCUGAGAAAGGCAAUAAUUGUUCAGCGUACAUAUAUUGUUGAGAAAAGGGCUGCUAAAAAUGGGUUAAAAAUGGGUUUCAUUGACUCUUCAAAUGAGUUGUUUCAUCAGGUUUCAAAAAGUAAACUUGGUUUACUUAUUGAACAAAACUACGAUGUCAA